CGCCUGCGUGGGGUUCGGCCACGCCCCGGGGCCUGGGCCCUCGCGGUGCAUUGUGGAUGCGGUAGUUCCGUCGUGCUUAUGGUUUCCUUAAGCGUGAGUGCUGAGGUUCACCGUGUGGAAUAUAUCAGACACCGGAGGAUUCCUGCCCUGUCCCCAGGUUUUAGAACUUGCGACCGAUGUCGGAUGUCCCCGGAUGGUUGUUUAAUGGCAAGAACUCAGCAGACUUCGUUGCGUUAGGUAGCCCCAAAAGCAGACCCCUGAUUUGUCUGUGAGAAACUGAAAAUCAUCUUUUAAGAAGUGGCGCUUCGAUUCUCCGCCCCCACUCCCAGUUCCUUAAUUAUGCUGUAGAAGUAGGGGUUUUGUGAACACCAUCCUGUCUAGUGCUGAUCUCACCGCACAAUGACUUUGUGUUUCACGGGUAUUCGAAGCUUUCCCAAGCUUUGGAAGAGCAACCCAUACCUUGGCCUAAGCCUGGGGCACUCUUACUUCUCUCUCUUUCUCAAAGACCGUUAUGGCAUCCGGGAGCAACAGAAGUGGUUUUCUCUUAAAGCAGUGUCUGCACAAAAUACCAAAGCAGUGAAUCUGCUGGUUGCCAAGUCCAGAUGCGUCAGGAAAGGAGAUAAAGGCAGUAAUAAGGAAGUUUCUUCUGAUUCCCAUCUGUUUGCAGCUGGAGCGGCUAGGAAGAGAUCACAGAUGAAUCCUCUUAGGGAAGAUCAUGCCUUGCCACCUGUAAGGAACACUAUUCAACUUCCAACAAAACCUUUGACUUCAGAAGAGUGGGAUAAACUCAAGGAAAAUUUCAAAGGAAAAGCUAAUUUUGCAAGCUGGAUCAUUUCACAAAUGGCACACUCCCGUAGCUCUAUAGAUGUGGCCAAAUCUCUGUUAGCCUGGGUAGCUGCAAAAAACAACGGUAUUGUAGGCUAUGAUUUGCUGGUCAGGUAUUUGUAUCUCUGUGUUUUUCAUAAGCAGACAUCGGAAGUUAUUGAUGUCUAUGAGAUCAUGAAAGCCAGAUAUAAGAGAUUAGAGCCUGGAGCCUAUACUCUCCUCAUCCAGGGAUUAGUCCGCUCAGAUAGAUGGAAGGAAGCUUUGUUGCUGUUAGAGGAUGUCAAAAAAGUCCUGAUCCCUUCAGUAAGGAACUACAAUGAUUGUAUUGAGGGAGCCCUCCUCCAUCAAGACGUGAGCCUCGCUUGGAAUUUGUAUCAGGAACUGUUAGGUCGUGAUCUUACUCCUAUGUUGAAAACUUUAAAAGCAUUCUUUGAUUUUGGAAAAAACGUGAAAGAUGAGCAGUAUUCAAAUAAGCUACUUGACAUUCUUUUGUAUCUAAGAAAUAAUCAUCUAUAUCCUGAGGAAUCAUUUGCCCACAGUAUCAAAACAUGGUUUGAGAGUGUUCCUGGAGAACAAUGGAAAGGACAGUUCACAACAAUCAAGGAAAGUGGUCAAUGUUCGGGCUGUGGAAAAACCAUGGAGUCUAUUCACUUGAGUCCAGAAGAGUAUGAAUUUCUUAAAGGAGAAAUCAUGAGGGAUGUGAUAGAUGGAGGUGAUCAAUACAAAAAGACAACACCUCAGGAACUCAAGAGAUUUCAGAGCUUUGUAAAAUGCUGCCCUCCUUUCGAUAUCGUCAUUGAUGGGCUCAAUGUUGCCAAAACAUUUCCUAAAGUUCGUGAAUCUCAAGUUCUCUUGGAUGUGGUCUCCCAACUAGCCAAGCAGAAUCUGCAGCUGCUGGUCCUGGGCCGAAAGCACAUGCUAACACAGCACUCCAGGUGGAGAAAGGAUGAGAUGAAGAAGGUGCAGAAGCAAGCCAGCUGCUUCUUUGCCGACAACAUCUCAGAGGAUGAUCCGUUCCUUCUGUAUGCCACACUACACUCGGGGAACCACUGCAAGUUCAUCACAAAAGAUCUGAUGCGGGACCACAAGGCCUGUCUGCGUGAUGCCAAGACCCAGCGUCUCUUCUUCAAGUGGCAGCAGGGACAUCAGCUAGCAAUUGUUAAUAGGCUUACAAGAUCAAAAAUAACCUUUCAGCAUAUCCCCAGUUACAACACAGUGGUGCAGACAACUGGAGACUCAUGGCACAUACCAUAUGAUGAAGACACGGUGGAAAGAUACUCCUAUGAAGUGCCAACCAAAUGGCUGUGCCUUCACCGUAAGACGUAAAGACUCUACCCCAUGCUGAACUAGUGUGUGGGUGCCCUCUGGUUGGCAUCAGAGCUCUUCGGUCGAUGCUUGUUCAGAGCAGUGCUCCUGCAUGCACAGUGGCAGGAGCCACUUUGUCCUGUUUGGUCCCGUUGGUUUGCAUGUCAACAAAUUGACCUUUUUUGGAUUAAAUAAAACAUAAUAUCUUUUCAUAA
Messenger RNA from Mustela erminea (ermine), 2345 nucleotides. It is a transcript of the gene PRORP, whose product is annotated as protein only RNase P catalytic subunit. Gene Ontology annotation, cellular component: mitochondrial ribonuclease P complex; mitochondrion. Gene Ontology annotation, biological process: tRNA 5'-leader removal; mitochondrial tRNA 5'-end processing. Gene Ontology annotation, molecular function: protein binding; ribonuclease P activity. The record is from RefSeq and is a predicted model, not a curated record. Lineage: Eukaryota; Metazoa; Chordata; Mammalia; Carnivora; Mustelidae. The transcript is spliced from 8 exons. The coding region runs from base 400 to 2151 and encodes 583 amino acids.